AUGAGACUUUUCGGAUCAAGUGCUGGCCCUAACACCGUUACGAUCCCGUUCUGGGCUAGGGUCCCACAUACGAGGGUCUCUUGGCCACUGGAACGGGCUCCGUACGAGGAGUAUAGCCAGAACUCCGAUGCCUAUCUGGUCUUCAUCAAUGCGUUGACUGGCGAGGGAAGGGAUCACACGGAGCUGUAUAACGAUCAACAAGAUAAGAUGAUCAACACGGUCGCGGAUAACUGCAACAACACUAUGGUCAUUGUCAGUACGGUUGGUGCCCGUCUUGUGGACCAAUGUAUCGAAUAUGACAACAUCACUGCCGUCCUUUACUCGUUCGCUCCUAGGCAAGAAUCUGGCAACUCGAUCAUAGAUGUUCUAUACAGCGACUUCAACCCGAGUGUCCGUUUGAACUACACCAUCGCGAAGAACGAAUCGGACUACAACGUCCACCAUGACAGCAUGACCGAGUGCGAUUUCACCGUAUCUUACUUCAACUCGUAUAACAUCACACCCCGAUACCCCGUUGGCCGCGGUCUUUCUUACACAAAGUUUUCGUACGCGGAUCUCAACAUUCCUUCUUUCGAUGUCCUUUCCAGAUACCCUAGAGGUUCGCAUUCUGUCGCUGGGCCGGCUGACCUGUGGGAUAAAAUCGGCAACAUCUCCGUCACUAUCUCCAACACUGGCGACCGCGCUGGUGCUAAAGAUCCCUCAGCUGUAUCCCUCGUACCUCGAAUGCUGCUCAGCAGCCUGUCCGACAGCUUCGUGGACUCGAACGUGUGCAGUUGGACAAAAACGGCCAUGCUCUUGUGA
Penicillium argentinense is the source of this 801-nucleotide messenger RNA. Its product is annotated as glycoside hydrolase family 3 protein. NCBI's taxonomy places the organism in Eukaryota, Fungi, Ascomycota, Eurotiomycetes, Eurotiales, Aspergillaceae. Bases 1 to 801 code for a protein of 266 amino acids. The transcript has 3 exons. Gene Ontology annotation, molecular function: beta-glucosidase activity. The record is from RefSeq and is a predicted model, not a curated record. Gene Ontology annotation, biological process: glucan catabolic process.